AUGGGAUAUAUUAUGGUACAACACUUGGUAAAGGAAACGAAACACCGCAUCAGUAUGCUUGAUCUGCCGUAUGAGGAAGAGUAUCGUGCACAGCUGAUGCAUCUUGGCUGCAAGGAAAAGGAUAUCGUGAAGGAAGCUUUCUUACGCCAGGAAUGGAAUAUGGGCAGUGCAAGGGUACUGAGUUUGCUGCAGGAAGCCAAUAUUCUAUCAGCCAGUGAAUUUCUGCUAAGUCUAGAUGCGAUCGAGCUAAUACAACAGAUCAUGAACGAUCUUUUGGAGACGGAAUAUAGCCUGCUGGCUCACAUCAUCCGAUAUGCUUAUCAAGACAAUGUUCAGUCACACUCGCUUACCAACAUUCUGAAGGAAAGCUUCCGUGCAUUGCUGAACGAUUUAAUGGAAAAUCCUAACGUAAUCCCGCACAAUUAUUUAUCCGCUCUGAAGACACAUCUGCUUCCCUCCGAGAUGAAAAUGCUUAUAGACGAACACUUAAAGUUGCUACUGCUACAGCAUCAGCCAGUGGAUUACAACCUGUCCACCUUGGAUGAAGCCCUCGGGAUGCAGGUACAAUGGCGUGACGAACUACAAGCUCUUCGUGAAACGGUUAUGGUCUGUCUACUUCGAGAACUGAUUGAAGAUAGAGCAAACUUGAUAGAUUUGUUAACCGAUUGCAUCAGCAAAUCUUGCCCAUUUUCGCUUAAAUACUCACUCUACCUGUUGCACCUGUUGGCGGAGACGGCCGUGGUGUUUGCGGACAGGGCGGAAGAUAAAUUGUUGAAAACGUUCUUAAAAGAUCUGUUUCGCUCGGUAGUAGAAACAGAAUCGGCAAGAGUGCUCAAGCUAUUGCUACUCUUUGCCCGUGAAAUUACUGCCGCCAAUGAGACCGUGCUGGGGACGUAUGCCGCCUGGUACAAGCAAACGAUCGGUGAAAUGACGUACAGUGUGAAGAAACAGCAGUUCAUCAGCACGAUGGAGCUGUUGACUGCAAUGCUUCCAGCGGAACGCAACCUGGAGGUGCUGCACGUCCAUGCAACCAUUGCCAUUUCUGCUCCGGCCAAGUGUAAUGAACACGUGCUGAACUAUAAGCAGCUGUGUCGGGCACACAUUGCCCAGCUGAAAAUAGCCGACCGUGGCAGUGAUGAUGAUACUACGAUCGUACUGGACGAAUAA
Messenger RNA from Anopheles maculipalpis, 1167 nucleotides. RefSeq lists its product as uncharacterized. The coding region runs from base 1 to 1167 and encodes 388 amino acids. The transcript has 5 exons. Lineage: Eukaryota; Metazoa; Arthropoda; Insecta; Diptera; Culicidae. The record is from RefSeq and is a predicted model, not a curated record.